Vitis riparia (riverbank grape) is the source of this 3481-nucleotide messenger RNA. RefSeq lists its product as uncharacterized. The transcript is spliced from 10 exons. The record is from RefSeq and is a predicted model, not a curated record. NCBI's taxonomy places the organism in Eukaryota, Viridiplantae, Streptophyta, Magnoliopsida, Vitales, Vitaceae. Bases 398 to 3253 code for a protein of 951 amino acids.
UUGACAAUAAAAAACAACAGAGGCUCUGCCGUAGAGGUAGUUAUGAUCAAAGAAAUUUGUAUCUGCAAUAACUGCCACCACCCUCUUCCCCACCAUGGACCACUCAAUCUAUCUCUCUCUCUUUUCUCUCUUGGACGGAAGAGGCAGACGCCAAAGCUCUUGUUUUCUUUUCCAAAAAUGGCAGUUGGUCCUUUGAGUGAAAUUUUAUAUUGGUGUUUUUCCAUCUUGGCUUAUUUGAUAUAUGGGGUCACCCAAAAGAUACAGAACAAGGAGGUGUUUUUUCCUUUCUUUUUUAAUAUGAAAAAUUGAAAAUCAUUCAUGUGUUUUAGUUGCUGAUGAGCUUGUUGUUGUAUUCAGCUUUAUAUGUGGCUUUUUCUAUCUGGGUUCUCUAGUAAUCAUGUGUAGGUUCCUUUUUAUGUGGUUCAUGUGGGUGUUUCUGUCGAAGAGUUGUUGGUCUGUUGCUUUUGGUUCAUCUUCCUCUUCAUGGUGCCCACAUGGCUUUGUUCAGCAGAGGAAUCGAGAAUUUCUGCAGAAAACUGAUCGGUUCUGGGAGUUUGAGGAGCAAUCCAACAGUUGGGUUGAGGUGAAACUCCCCUUUGAUUUGGUUUCUUGUGUUGAUGGCAAUUGCACCAAGGUGGGAUCCAUUCAUGGGACAAAAAAGAAGGAAGAAGACGAAGAAGAGAGGUUGGGAAGAGAAUUUGGUGGGGAGGAGGAAAGGGGAAGACUGAAGAAGAAGGAUGGUCAUGGGGGAGGGCCAGAGGAGAAUCCUGAUGUGGUUUUGCCUCGGAGGAAGAGACUUUCUUUGACCAAAAUGUCUGAGACAUCGAUUUGGGUCACCGGAGAAAGUGGGGCAAUCUACGAAAGGUUCUGGAAUGGAUUGCAGUGGGUGAUUGCCCCCCAUGACUUACCAAUAUCAGCUGGUCAUGCAGUAUCUGUUUUCAUCAUCAAUCAGACGAUUCUUGCUCUAUCUGAAUCUGGGAAUCUAUAUCAGAUGCAGCUGAGUGAAAGCUCACACCCGAUUUGGGUUGAUUUCACACCUACUGGCAAUGACAGCACGAGUAAAAAAACAGAACAAGGUUCUGCUAUCCAUAUAAAGUCCGGUGUUGUUUCACAUGAUGGGGUGAGAGUUUAUUUCUGCACAAAGAAUGGAUCACUGUUAGAACUUAGUGAGAUUGAGCCUCCAAGGUGGGUACAUCAUGGCCGGCCACCUGGGGCAGAUGUUGCAGCAAUAGCCGAUGCUGCUAACAUCCGACCAGAAGUUGUCUUUACAAUAAGCUCUACCGGAGAUCUUUAUGAAUAUGAUAGGAGCUCAAAGCCAUCAUGGAAGAAGCAUAUAUGGAAGGAAAAAUUGGCACAAGAUGCUUCCCUGAUGCCAUCUAUGGCCAGUACUUUUCAAGGCCAGAUUGGACUUAAUUCCUUAUCGCUCUAUCUUUUAACCAAGGGUGGCAAUUUGGUUGAAAGACGACUGCACCAAAGGAAGUGGAAAUGGAUAGUCCAUGGAAGUCCAAAAGAUCAUCACCUCACAUCUGUCACACCAGUUUUCCAAGAUCAGUUCAAUGAGAAAGUCCUCUCUUUGUUUUUCACUUCAUCUGUGGGAUAUGUUUUUGAGUAUCAAAUACUGAAGCAUCCAGGUAGUACUCAAGAGAAUCAAAUUGAACAAACGUGGGUGAGACAUAUGCAUCCCCUGGAUGCAAAAGUUGCAAGAGGUAUAGCAGGUUUACAGUUUCAAGUUGGCAGGAUCAUGUUUGUGCUUGAUGAUGGUAGGCUUGCAGAACUGCAUCUAUCAGGUCUUGGGGGUGAAAGUUUAGGCCUGGCUCAGGUUAAUCUCCGGAGAAAAGCAUCAGUUAAGUAUGUAUGGUCAAUUCUAGAUGCCCCAGAGACUGAAGGAUGGAAUUCAGAGUACUGCACAGAAGAACGAGGGCCAUCAAAUUGUAUCACAGGUGUCAGAGAUGAGACAAAUGAUGUGGGAGCCUCAAGGUCAAUCACAAGAAGGCGAAAAGGGAGCCAAGAACAGCAAAAUUACUUAUCUCUAGGAGCAUCAGGAAGCAGCCAUGCAAAAUCUUGGGAAGAAUAUAGUUACCCAGAUAGUUGGAUCAAUACUAAUUUCCGUCUGCGAGUAAUGCAUGGAGGGAAAUCGUUUUUCCUCAUAACAGACAGCGGCCUGAUCUUUGAAUAUGUUUAUGCUGAAAAUGUAUGGCUCUGGCUCAGGCAUGAACACCCAACUGCAAUGAAAGGUGCACUAGGAAACUACAAUGGUAGUUUAUUCUUAGUUGAUGCUCAUGGGAGUUUACUUAUCAGAGAAAGGAGCAGCAAUGACCUAACAUGGACAAAUUGCACUUCUAUGAGGAAAGGAAGGCAGGUUAUUGCAGGCCCGCCAUGGGAUGGAAUUCCAGGUAGAGCUAUGAAAGCUACAACAGAAGAUGCGCUCUUCUUUGUGAGCAAAAAUGGAAAAUUACUACAGUUCACGGUUGCCCUGAGGAAGUUCAAGUGGAAAGAUUGUCGAAACCCUCCAAAUACUAAAAUUGCUAGUAUAGUAGAUAAGGAAGUGUUCAGGGAAAACAUAGUGUUUGUUAUUGGAAGGGAUGGGCGGUUAUAUCAGUAUAACAAAGUGACUGAAUUGUGGCAUGAGCAUUACCAGUCUCAGCAUUUGGUUCUGUCAUGCUUGCCCGGAACUGCUAUGAGGUCAUCAUCAGUAUCAUUAACAGGCUCUCUUUUCAUGGUUUCAGAAGAUGGUGGGCUAGUCGAAUAUCACUGGAGUGCAGUGGAUGGGUGGAACUGGAUUGAACAUGGAACACCAUUCAAAAGUGUGACCCUGGUAGGCUCACCCGGCCCAUGCUUUGAAGGUAAUCAACUGUUUUUGAUAGGUUCAGAUGGAAAAGUCUACCUUAGGCAUUUGGAUCAAACAACAUGGAAAUGGAAAAACUGUGGUUUCCCAUAUAUGGAAAAUAUGGCUGCUGAAAAACAAGAAAAGGUAGGACGAAACAAUGGUGAUGAAGAAAUCUGUGUUGAUGAAGAUUUUGCAGCCAGCUUGGAGGAGGAUGAAAACCUAAACAACCACAACAGAAAUUGCAACCCAAAGGUAGCAUCAAUUCGGCCAAUUCCAUUUUCUGAAGAUUCAGUGAUUUUCGAGCUAAGAGAUGGCAGGUUGGCAGAAAUGCUAAGGAUAGAGGAGACACAAUGGGUAUGGUCGCGUAUUAUUGGCACUCCAACAAGCUUAUGCAUAGCAAAUUAUUGGACAGCUGUGGCAUCAUAAACUAAAUACAACUUCUCAAAUACAAAGCACAAGUUAGGAAAGCUACAAUGUACACACUGCUUAUCAAUAAAAAUUUUGUACAGUUCAUGAAAAGAGCCAUGUAGGCAAAUCUAAACCUCAGAUGCUUGUACCAUACAAGAUUUUGAUGUAGAAAUCACAACAAUUGUAGAACCAUAGCUGAAUAAAUUAUCAUCCAAUACACAAGGUCGUCCACAUGAUGAUGAUGAA